Musca domestica (house fly) is the source of this 3107-nucleotide messenger RNA. It is a transcript of the gene MCU, whose product is annotated as calcium uniporter protein, mitochondrial. The coding region runs from base 801 to 2363 and encodes 520 amino acids. Gene Ontology annotation, molecular function: uniporter activity; calcium channel activity. Lineage: Eukaryota; Metazoa; Arthropoda; Insecta; Diptera; Muscidae. The record is from RefSeq and is a predicted model, not a curated record. The transcript has 10 exons. Gene Ontology annotation, biological process: mitochondrial calcium ion homeostasis; calcium import into the mitochondrion. Gene Ontology annotation, cellular component: mitochondrial inner membrane; uniplex complex.
AUAUUUGGCGAAAAGCAUUUAUAUCUCCAAUCAACAACAAAAUACCACCACUGAGAAGAGCGACAACAACACCAUCAUCAGCGAACAGCAACCAUAACACCAAAGACAAAAGCAGCAGCAGCAACAACAACCUUUGGGGAAAGAACUCUAGAACUCACGCACAACGUGAGAACGGCAUUGAAACGAUAUUUUAAGAACUGUUGGACGACUUCAGUUCAGUGAUUUUCUGUCCGUUGGAACAAACGUUGCACACUGCUAGAACCCCAUCUCGUUGUCUCGUCGUGACAAACGUCCGUGCCGUUGCCGCGUGUGUGUUUCUCUGUGUUUGCUAGAGUGUAUGAGAGCUUCAUCUUCCUCUUCUUCGUGUUAGCAUAUUCAAGUUUUAUAGAAUUUAUUUUUUGAAAUUCUUAAAGAAAAAGAAAAAAGAAAUUUGCAUAAAAAUAUAGGCGACCAACUCACCGACGACUACACUACCCACGCACACACACACACACACGUUCACUUUGCUAGAUUGACGUCUCGACGGUAUUGUACGCGCCGCGUUAGAAUUGUUCUUGUGGUUGUUGUCUUUUAUUUUUGUAUUGUCCAACAAUAACAACGGAAAAAAUUUGGCCUACCUCAGCGCUACGAACCGGAGGUGUGGUAGACAAUUGACGAGCCAGGACCCCAAAGAUCCCUGCAAUAAUUCAACAACGGAAGGAGUUGCUUCGAAAUCCUAGACAAAGCUAGCUGGAAAUCUCUAAACAACAACGACAACAACAGCAAACACUACUAUCAACAAAUAAACUACAACAGCAACAAUGGCAUCAGGAGUAUGUGUAACAAGUCUGCGUAUGCUAAUGCGGCGUACAGCAGAUUUUACGCACUACAGCCGUCGCAGCCAAACCGGCCUGCGUUUCGUACCACUGGCGACUGUAAGCGUGAACUCAUGGAACUUUGGAGGACGACAAAGUUAUUGCACAAACACCAGUGAAGACUCAAACUCAGGCAUUGCCAAGGCUUCUUCAUCUCCUUCAAAGACCGGCACUAACACAAAACCCUCAACUGUCAAGAAUGACAAGAAAAAUGUAAAAAUUGACAAUGAAAACACGCUCACAUUAAAUGAAGAAGAUUUAAAAGCCUCUUCCCGUUCAUAUUCCCCAAUAGAAAUUGAUUUGAAACAAAUGAAACUGCCAGAGCUGAAGGCUUUGAGCCGCAAUUGUGGCUUGAAGGUUAAUGGGAAAAGGGAAGACCUUAUCAAACGAUUGCAGCAUUACAUCGGGUCGCCAAUCCAGAGUGCCUCGACAGAGACCAAUAGUGCAGCUGAUGUAGUUCAAAUUUCGGCCAAUCCAAUGAACAAAAUUCAAAACAAUUGCCUUGACGAUACAGAUCCAAAAGUGCACAACGAAUCUGACGAAGCUCUCAAUGGAGACGUAUCCGUCGAAUAUAUUCAUGGCUUGCCACAUCUUACCAUACCUCUUCCCAGCAGAAACGAAAAAUGCCGUUUUGCACUUAAACCUGUCUCACAUCGUGUCGGAGAUUUAAUCGAUAUGCUGAAAACCGAAGAUCGGGGCAUUGAUCGUGCAACGAUACUGAAUCAGUCAGGUGUUAGAAUAGCAUCAACGUGUAACAUAGAAAGUCUCAUGGAUGAACCUUUUUGGAUACACAUCAAUGACCAGAAAUACAAAGUUGUGCCACCAAAACGGGAAAGGGUGCAACUUGAAGAUCUAAAAAAACUGGGAGAUGUCAAAGCCUUAGUAGCCCAGCUAUACGAAGCCUUGCAUGUGGGUGAAUAUCACAUAGAAAAGGAACAAGAAUUGAAUACAAAACUUGAAGACUUAAAAUAUCAAUUGGCUCCUUUGGAAAGGCAAAAAAGCGAACUUAGUGCCCAGGCGGAACGAAAAACCAAUAUUAUGACAUGGGUUGGCUUGGGUCUGAUGUCGGUGCAAUUUGGUAUUUUGGCACGCCUUACGUGGUGGGAAUACUCUUGGGACAUUAUGGAACCUGUUACAUAUUUCGUUACCUAUGGCACGGCCAUGGCCAUGUAUGCCUACUACUGUGUAACAAAAACGGAAUACAAUAUACCCGAAGUGAAAGACCGCCACUACCUCCUGACCCUGUACAAACGUGCCAAAAAGAGGAACUUCGAUGUGGAGACCUACAAUUCGCUGAGACGCCAAAUCGCUGAAAUUGAAUAUGACUUACGUCGCUUGCGCGAUCCUCUGAACUUGCAACUGCCACCUCAUGUCGACCGUUCUCAAGAGAAGCCUCCACUAAACCCUGGCCAGCAUGCGGCUAUCACCGCCAAAUCCACUGACAUCUCAAGUUCCAAUGUAGUGAAGAAAUCUGGCUUCAAAAUACCCUUUUUGGACUCGAAAAACUAAAUGAUGCCAUUUGACAACCCCAGCAAUAGGAAAUUUCACGAUGACAAUGAAUGAUGUAUAAAUCGACAUUCAUACAUACCCAGACACACUCACACACAACUUAAAAAGCAUUUUCAUUUAAUCUAAUUCUACGUUGGUACUUUGUUUCGUGGUUCUCCGGACCGGACCCAUACCUCAUUCGAAAUGCUGUGCUUUUACAACCAUUUUACUUAAAUUACCUAAAAAAUAUAUUUUUUUUCGUUUUUAACUAACACUAGCAAAAGAAUAACUGUAUUGAAAAUCCGUUCUAUGUUGCAUUGUACAGUUUGUUUAAAAAAAAAAAAAACUUUAACUUUGAAAAUGAACCAUUUUCGCACUUGCACCCUAUGAUAUUUUGAUUAUUUUCUGUUUGGAUUUUUUUUUAUUUUUUGUAUUCCCAUUUCACGUUAAGUAUUUAUUUUGCUUAAUUCAUUUUUUAAGUUUUAAGUUAGAAAAUUUGUGCUUAUUUUAAUGUUAGGAUCACCAAUCGGACAAUAUUUGGAAAUGAGGGAUAUUUUUUUUUCGAAAAUAUUGAUUUGUUCAUUUCCAUUAGCUAAUUUGUAUUUUUAUUUGUGUAAUUUUAUUUUUUAGUUUUGCCAAUAUAUACAUACUUUUAAAUUUCCCUUUAUUGCAAUCAUGUAAUUGUGAAACAUUUUAAUUUUAUUUUAAGUGCAUAGCGUGUUUCAAAUCUAUAUUAAAAUUAAUAAAAAGUUAUUAUUUUAUGUA